This is a messenger RNA of Ziziphus jujuba (common jujube), 1324 nucleotides long. Its product is annotated as probable jasmonic acid carboxyl methyltransferase 2. The record is from RefSeq and is a predicted model, not a curated record. Gene Ontology annotation, molecular function: S-adenosylmethionine-dependent methyltransferase activity. NCBI's taxonomy places the organism in Eukaryota, Viridiplantae, Streptophyta, Magnoliopsida, Rosales, Rhamnaceae. Gene Ontology annotation, biological process: methylation. The transcript is spliced from 4 exons. Bases 67 to 1167 code for a protein of 366 amino acids.
UAUAUAUAUAUAUUAUGUGAUGCAUUUGUAGGUGUAUUGACGAACAAUUUCCGUGAAAGGUAAAAUAUGAACGUCGAGCAAGUCCUUCACAUGAACGGAGGAGAAGGAAAGAAAAGCUAUGCAUCCCACUCACUUUAUCAAAGAUCAGUAAUUUCAAUGGUAAAACCAAUACUAGAAGAAACAAUAGAGGAGCACUAUUGCAGCCUCUUCCCAGAAUGUUUGAAAAUAGCAGACUUGGGAUGCUCUGUGGGACCAAAUACCCUUUUAGUAGUAUCAGAGAUUAUGGAUAAAAUCCAUUCCAUAUGCCAAAGACUGAAGCGGCCAUCGCCUUCUUUUCAAGUUUUCUUAAAUGAUCUACCUGGGAACGAUUUCAACACGGUGUUCAGAUCAUUGCCAGACUUCUACAAGAAACUGGAAGAAGAAAAAGGAAACAAGUUUGGGCCAUGUUUCAUUGCAGGAAUGCCUGGAUCUUUCUAUGGCAGGCUCUUCCCUGACCAGUCUAUGCAUUUUUUUCACUCUUCUUAUGCUCUUAUGUGGCUUUCUAAGGUUCCAGAAGGAUUGUUAAGAGAAGACAGAAAAGAUUUGAACAAGGGAAACAUCUGUAUAGCAAAGACAAGCCCUCCUGCGGUGCAUGAAGCAUAUUUUGAACAAUUUCAAAGGGACUUCAUAACGUUUUUGAAGUGUCGUGCAAAAGAGUUGGUACCGGGUUCCAGUAUGAUUCUCACAACCAUGGGCUGCAUUAAGACCGAUGAUCCCCUGAAUAUUUGGGAACUUAUUGGAUUGAAGCUUUAUGGCAUGGUCUUAGAGGGCUUGAUUGAAGAGGAAAAAUUGGACAGAUUCAAUCUGCCGUUCUAUGCAACUAGUGCAGAGGAAGUGAAGAAAUUGGUUGAAGCAGAAGGCUCUUUUGGACUGCAUAAGUUGGAAUCCUUCAAAACGGAUUGGGACACACACAUAAAGAAGGCAAAUAAUAGCCUUGAUUCUAAAGAAAGGGCAGCAAUAAUAGGAGCUGACAUAAGGACCGUAGCAGAGCCUAUUCUGGUCGCCCAUUUUGGAGACAAAAUCAUGGACAAGUUAUUUGAUAGGGUCGGAGAAGAUGUCCUGGAUCACAUGUUGAGGUACAAUUGCCAGAAUGUUAAUCUUGUUAUCUCCUUGACAAAGAAGGGUUAAGGACUAUAAUUGCAUAUGGACAUCGUUAAUAAGUUAGAAUAAUAAUAAUAAGUUAUAAUAAUAAAUUAUGUACAUAUAGUCUUAAUAUAUUGGAAAUUAUAGUCGAGUUUUCCAUGGCCACAUCUCAGAUUUUGCAUAAAUGAUCGACAUAUGACCA